Populus trichocarpa (black cottonwood) is the source of this 4732-nucleotide messenger RNA. Its product is annotated as glutamate receptor 2.8. Gene Ontology annotation, molecular function: ligand-gated monoatomic ion channel activity; signaling receptor activity. Lineage: Eukaryota; Viridiplantae; Streptophyta; Magnoliopsida; Malpighiales; Salicaceae. Bases 1734 to 4652 code for a protein of 972 amino acids. The record is from RefSeq and is a predicted model, not a curated record. The transcript has 5 exons. Gene Ontology annotation, cellular component: plasma membrane.
UUCUGUCAAAUUUAUAUAGUACAGGGUAGGAAACAUGAGGGGGUUGCUGUCAAGCAUAAAAGCAUUUGGAUGAUGCUUGUAAUUCUGCAAAUACUUUAGAGAAGCAUUUGUAAUUCACCUCACCUCUAUUACUAAAUAGUGGUUUUUAUCAGCACUCUGUAAGUUUUUAGCCUUAAAGUUGCUACCAUGCUGUCCCAAGUCUUUUCCCAUUCCCUAGCCAACUAGAAACUCUCCAAAUUGAGUAGAUGUUGAUGUUUCUAUCAUGGAUGGUGAUUCUGAGAGGCUGACUAGACACCUAUUCAACUUGGGGGCUAGACUGGUUCAGGUCAAAGAAAAAAUAAAGAAAAAACCUGGUCUUUAAUCUAUUGACAUUUUUUUGAUUUUUCUUCGAAAUUUCAGAAGAAAAUAUGUUAAACUUGGGAUGUUGAAAAGAAUAAUGCAAUGGCAUUUACAAAAAAGUUGCUAUUUCCAUCUCCCAAAUUUUCCCCGUAAACAGUUAACAGUUGGGACCAUAAUUUUUAUCUCUGGAUACUGCUCAAACCGUGGAUGUAAAUCAAUAAAUUUUUACUCUUUAAUCAAUCAGCUAGCUAAAUUAAAAUACAAGUAUAAUGAUCAAGACAAUUGAAUUCAUGUAUGGACUUUGAAUAGUUGAAAGUCGACCUGUCACACAUCGUGCACAAGUAAGGAAAAUAAUUAUUUUUUUACGUUUCUUCUACUUAGCUUCUAGACUCUCAUAUCUUCCUUGCAAUCAUCAGCUACAGUUCGUUAGAUUGCCAUAUCGUGAGAGAAAAUUCUGACCCUUGACAAAAUGAAAGAAUCAAACCCUAGAGAACAAUUGGCCUCCGUCGAAAUGCUGGAAGGUGAACUUGAGAUAGUGAUGUUCCUAAAAACAAAGGAUGCUUCCUCUAGAGAGCCUUGUUAAAUAUAUAGAUUUGCUUACCGUAAUCUUAGUAAGCAGCUGACUGUCUGACACAAACCUUGUCUUGAAUAGUAGACGAUAACGCAUGCAAGGUUUGAUGACUGUUUACCAAGAAGAGAGUUUGAAAGGAAGAGUCUGAGCCAUGAACGUGUGUUUUGCUUCAUUUGCGAACUCUAAUCGCCUUAAUCAUGCAAACAAGAUGCAUGACUGGCACAAACCUUGUCUUGAAUAGUUGACAAUAAUACAUACAAAUUUUUAAGACUGUUUACCAAGAACAAGAUUGAAAAGGUAAACUCGAAGCCAUGAACGUGCCCUGAAAUUUAAUUUGUUGACCAAUCAAUGAUCAUUAAUUAGACGGUAUUAAGACUUAACUGAAUAUUAACUGAAUUGAAUUUGGGUUACGUAGGGUAAGAUUUUUGUUUGGUUCCAAUAAACAAUCUAUCUUUAAGUAAAAGCUGUUCUUUUGGCUGUAAUAGCAAAUGUGAUGCCAAUGUAGUUACAAGCUUGAGUAUUCUAUGGUCAUUAACUACAUUUAUUUUGAUUCAGUCAAGGUAAACGAUGAUGAAACGUUGUAUCUUUAUAGAGCUGUGCCCUUAUAAGUAAGAGUCCUUUCCUUUCUAGAUCAAUCCACGUUGUAUCUUAGUUUUCUCAUGCUCCUGUUCUUUCCCUGUGUUCAUCUACUCUAGUCAUUUUGCUUUUGACUAGUCUGUUGGUUUUCUCAUGCUACAUAUUUUCCAUUUGAUCCUUGUUGUCCUCCCUUUUUAUCUAAAAAAUAUAAGAAAAAGCUAAAACUGUCUUCUAGGCACACAACAAGAUGAGAAAAAACCUUUCAAAUCCUGUUCCAUCUUUCUUUUUCUUUCUUUCUUUGAAGUUUUUCUUCGUAGCCAUGGGGGUGGCCCAAGACACAACAUCUAUCCCUGUGAAUGUUGGUGUCGUUCUUGACUUGGAUGAUGUUUUGUAUGGAAAUAUCGGGUUGAGUUGCAUCAACAUGGCCCUUUCAGACUUCUAUGCCAGUCACAGUGACUACAAAACCAGACUGGUCCUCACCACCAUAGACUCCAAGAGAGAUGUUGUUGGUGCAGCUGCAGCAGCCCUGGAUUUGAUAAAAAAUGUGGAAGUGCAAGCAAUCAUAGGGCCAACUUCAUCAAUGCAAGCCAAAUUUGUUAUUGAACUUGGAGAAAAAGCUCAGGUGCCCAUCAUAUCAUUUUCGGCAUCAAGUCCAUCUCUUACUUCAAUCAGGAGUCCAUAUUUUUUCCGAGCUACACAAAAUGACUCGACUCAAGUGAAUGCCAUAACUGCAUUAGUUCAAGCCUUUGGAUGGAGAGCAGCAGUGCCCAUCUACAUUGACAACGAGUAUGGAGAGGGAAUCAUUCCUUAUUUGACUGAGGCCUUGCAAGCAGUUGAUGCUCGUGUCCCUUAUCAGAGUGUCAUUUCUCCAUCAGCCACUGACGAUCAAAUUGUCAAGGAGCUUUACAAGUUGAUGACAAUGCAGACUAGAGUUUUCAUUGUGCACAUGUAUCAAUCUCUUGGCACUCGGCUUUUUGCCAAAGCGAAAGAGAUUGGAAUGAUGAGUGAAGGAUAUGUUUGGAUCAUGACUGAUGGUCUGACUGCUGAUUUAUUGAGUACACCUAAUUACUCUGUCACCGAUACAAUGCAAGGGGUACUGGGUAUUAAACCUCAUGUUCCAAGGACAAAAGAGCUCAAAGAUUUUCGAGUUCGGUGGAAAAGGAAAUUCCAACAAGAUAAUCCUGACAUCAUUGAUGCUGAGUUGAACAUAUAUGGACUAUGGGCCUAUGAUGCUGCAACGGCAUUGGCCUUUGCAGUUGAGAAAAUGGAAAAUUUUGGCUUCCAAAAGGUAAAUGUUUCUAGCAAUUCAUCAACAGAUCUUGCCACUAUUGGAGUCUCUUUAAAUGGUCCAAACCUUCUUCAAGCUUUAUCAAACACUAGCUUCAAAGGCCUUUCGGGAGAUUACCUUUUUGUUGAUGGGAAGUUACAAGCAUCAGCCUUCCGGAUAGUUAAUGUGAAUGGCAAUGGAGGAAGAACGGUUGGAUUCUGGACACCAACGAAAAGACUUGUGCAAACAUUGAAUUCAACAACAACUAAAAGUAUGAAUUCGUCUUCUGUGUCUGAUAUUUCAACUGUAAUAUGGCCUGGUGAUAACACUGCUGCUCCCAAGGGUUGGGAGAUUCCAUCAAACGGGAAGAAGUUGAAAAUUGGAGUGCCAGUAAAGGAUGGCUUCAGUCAGUUUGUGUCAGUGACAAGAGAUCCCAUCUCUAACACCACAACAGUCAAGGGAUACAGCAUAGAUGUUUUUGAAGCUGUAGUGGGAUCAUUGCCUUACGCUCUGCCUUAUGAGUACAUCCCCUUUGCAAAUCCUGAUGGAGGAACUGCUGGAAAUUAUGAUAGUCUGGUCUAUCAAGUGUACUUGCAGAAAUAUGAUGCUGUGGUGGGAGAUACAACCAUCGUCUUCAACAGGUCCUUGUAUGUUGAUUUUACCUUGCCUUACACGGAAAGUGGUGUCUCCAUGAUCGUUCCUAUCAUAGAAAACAAUAACAAAAAUGCAUGGGUUUUCUUGAGGCCUUUGACAUGGGACCUUUGGGUCACAAGUUUUUGUUUUUUCAUUUUCAUUGGAUUUGUGGUCUGGGUUCUUGAACACAGAAUAAAUGAAGAUUUUCGAGGCCCUCCUUCACAUCACAUUGGCACUAGCUUUUGGUUUUCCUUCUCAACCAUGAUUUUCGCUCAACGGGAGAGAGUGGUUAACAACCUGUCUAGAGUAGUGCUUAUCAUAUGGUGUUUCGUUGUGCUGAUCUUAACACAAAGUUAUACUGCCAGUUUAACAAGCCUACUCACAGUCCAGCGGCUACAGCCUAAAGUUACUGAUGUAAAUGAGCUCAUUAAGAAGGGGGAGUAUGUUGGCUACCAGGAAGGUUCUUUUGUUCCCGGAAUCUUGUUAGAGUUGGGUUUUGACAAGUCAAAGCUCGUGAUGUAUAAUUCAGCUGAAAAAUGUGAUGAACUUUUCUCCAAAGGAAGUGGAAAUGGUGGUAUUGCAGCUGCUUUUGAUGAAGCACCAUAUAUGAAGCUCUUUCUGUCGAAGUAUUGCUCCAAAUAUACCAUGAUUGAUCCCACAUUUAAAAUGGCUGGUUUUGCCUUUGUCUUCCCUAAAGGUUCUCCUCUAGUACCUGAUGUAUCAAGGGCAAUUCUAAAUGUGACUGAAGAAGAUAAAAUGAAGCAAAUCGCGGAUGCAUGGUUUGGAAAACAAAGCAGUUGUCCAGAUUCCAGCACCUUAAUUUCAUCAAAUAGCCUUAGCCUCAAGAGUUUCGGGGGAUUAUUUUUAAUUGCUGGAAUAGCUUCACUUUCAGCUCUCUUAAUCUUCAUAGUCAAGUUUGUUUACCAGGAAAGGAGAGUCUUGAGUCCUGAUGAUCCCAGAGCUUCAAUGUGGCGCAGAAUACAAAAUUUGUUCAUAAUUUUCAAUGAAAGGGACCUAACAGCUCAUGCAUUCAGAAAAAAUGAAGUGAAUGACAGAAGUGGUAUUAAUCUGCCUUAUGUGGGCGAGCCAAGUCCAUUAGCCAAUUCAGUCCACACAGAAUUUCCUGGAGAUCCACCCUCUUCAGAGUAUGAUUCAACUCCCAAUAGGCAAGAAUCUCAAGAGUUCGUAAUAGAUAUCGAUCAGCUUAACAACCCAUUUGAAGAGAGGCGAGCAGCUUUUGACAUAGCCUGUAGAUUACAAAAUUGAUUGCUUAAAACUUGUGACACGAGUAGGUAUAGUGCUUGCAGCAUUGAAAAGUAAUUGUACUUAGGGUACAUACUAGAGUG